This is a messenger RNA of Candida dubliniensis CD36, 2403 nucleotides long. It is a transcript of the gene FOL1, whose product is annotated as trifunctional dihydropteroate synthetase/dihydrohydroxymethylpterin pyrophosphokinase/dihydroneopterin aldolase. The record is from RefSeq and is a predicted model, not a curated record. Gene Ontology annotation, molecular function: dihydroneopterin aldolase activity; 2-amino-4-hydroxy-6-hydroxymethyldihydropteridine diphosphokinase activity; dihydropteroate synthase activity. Gene Ontology annotation, cellular component: mitochondrial envelope. The coding region runs from base 1 to 2403 and encodes 800 amino acids. The transcript has a single exon. NCBI's taxonomy places the organism in Eukaryota, Fungi, Ascomycota, Pichiomycetes, Serinales, Debaryomycetaceae. Gene Ontology annotation, biological process: tetrahydrofolate biosynthetic process.
AUGUUGAAAAACGAUACUGUGUUCACUAAAGAAAUUUCUUGUACGGCAAUAACAGGUAAAGAUGCCUGGAAUCGACCAACACCUCAACCAAUUACCAUAUCAUUAUCAUUCAAUACUGAUUUUCAUAAGGCAUCUGAAUUGGAUAAUUUAAAAUAUUCAAUUAAUUAUGCUGUUAUUACGAGAAAUGUAACUGAAUUUAUGAAAUCAAAUGAACAUUUAAAUUUCAAAUCAUUGGGUAACAUUGCUCAAGCUAUUAGUGAUAUUGGAUUAGAUCAAUCUAGAGGUGGUGGAUCUAUUGUUGAUGUAACGAUAAAAAGUCUGAAAUCGGAAAUUCGAGCUGAAAGUGUUGAAUAUAAAAUUAAUAGAAACAUUUUGGAUCAACCAAUUCCAUUAGAUAUUUUCCAAGUUAAUAAAUUGAGAUUAUUGACUAUUAUUGGGGUUUUUACAUUUGAAAGAUUACAAAAGCAAAUUGUUGAUGUUGAUUUACAAUUCAAAAUUGAACCCAAUUCCAAUUUAUAUUUCCAUCAAAUAAUUGCUGACAUUGUUUCAUAUGUGGAAUCAUCUAAUUUUAAAACUGUAGAAGCAUUGGUAUCUAAGAUUGGUCAAUUGACAUUCCAAAAAUAUAGGGAGGGGAUAGCUGAAGUUGUUGCUACAGUUACCAAGCCAAAUGCUUUUAGUCAUGUUGAAGGUGUUGGGGUAUCAUCUACUAUGGUAAAAGGCAAUUUCCAAAAUAUGGAGCCAAUUAAAUUUGAUAACAUGAUUGCUCAAACUAAUAAUAGUACAUUUAAUUUACCAGUUGAAAAUGAGAAAACCGAUGAUUAUACCGGGUAUCAUACUGCAUUUAUUGCCUUUGGAUCCAAUACUGGGAAUCAAGUAGAAAAUAUCAAUAAUUCAUUUGAAUUAUUAAAAGAAUAUGGAAUUACAAUAGAAACAACUUCAUCAUUAUACAUUUCUAAACCAAUGUAUUACUUGGAUCAACCAGAUUUUUUCAAUGGAGUAAUUAAAGUCAAUUUUCAAAACAUUUCACCUUUCCAAUUAUUGAAAAUUUUAAAAGAGAUUGAAUAUAAACAUUUGGAAAGGGAAAAAGAGUUUGAUAAUGGUCCUAGAUCAAUAGAUUUGGAUAUUAUAUUAUAUGAUGAUUUACAAUUGAAUACGGAAAAUCUAAUCAUUCCUCAUAAAUCAAUGUUAGAAAGAACAUUUGUAUUACAACCAUUAUGUGAAGUAUUACCCCCAGAUUAUAUUCAUCCCAUCAGUGCAGAAAGUUUGCAUAGUCAUUUACAACAAUUGAUAAAUGAUAAACCUCAAGAAUCAGUACAAGAAUCGUCGGAUUUAUUGCAAUUUAUCCCAGUUUCUAGACUACCUGUUAAAGAUAAUAUAUUGAAAUUUGACCAAAUUAACCAUAAAUCUCCUACUUUGAUUAUGGGUAUAUUGAACAUGACUCCUGAUUCAUUUAGUGAUGGUGGUAAGUAUUUAGGUAAAGAACUGGACAAUAUUGUGAAGCAGGCAGAGAAAUUAGUUAGUGAAGGUGCCACCAUUAUAGAUAUUGGAGGGGUCUCCACUCGACCAGGAAGUGUUGAACCCAGUGAGGAAGAAGAAUUACAACGAGUAAUUCCAUUAAUCAAAGCUAUUCGUCAUCAAUCGCUGAAUUCUGAUUUACUGAAAGUGUUGAUUUCUGUUGAUACUUAUCGUAGUAACGUUGCCGAACAAAGUUUACUUGCGGGUGCCGAUAUAAUCAACGAUAUAUCAAUGGGCAAGUAUGAUGAAAAAAUCUUUGAUGUAGUUGCCAAAUAUGGAUGUCCCUAUAUUAUGAAUCAUACUCGAGGAUCCCCGAAAACCAUGUCUAAAUUGACUAAUUAUGAAUCCAAUACAAAUGAUGAUAUUAUUGAAUAUAUAAUUGAUCCUAAAUUAGGACAUCAAGAAUUAGAAUUGUCACCAGAAAUCAAAAAUUUACUUAAUGGGAUCAGUCGUGAAUUGAGUUUACAAAUGUUUAAAGCAAUGGCUAAAGGAGUGAAAAAAUGGCAAAUAAUUUUGGAUCCAGGGAUUGGGUUUGCCAAAAAUUUGAAUCAGAAUUUAGCAGUUAUUCGUAAUGCUUCAUUUUUUAAGAAAUAUUCUAUUCAAAUUAAUGAACGUGUUGAUGAUGAUGAUGAUGAUGAUGAUGAUGAUGAUGUUACAAUAGAACAUAAAUAUUUAAGUUUUAAUGGUGCUUGUGUCUUGGUGGGGGCAUCACGAAAGAAGUUUUUGGGGGAAUUAACUGGUAAUGAAGUGCCUCUGGAACGAGUAUUUGCUACUGGUGCAACUAUAUCGGCAUGUAUUGAACAAAAUACCGAUAUUGUUAGAGUGCAUGACGUUAAAGAAAUGAAAGAUGUUGUUUGUAUAAGUGAUGCAAUUUAUAAAAAUGUAUAA